GCAGUUAUAAGCAAGGAGCUUCGAAGUGCAAAACCAGACCGAUAAUGUCGACUAUUUACAGAACCAAACCGGUUCAGGGCCUUAGACUCCUGAACCGGGUUCUAACUAUAUCUCCGCCGUAUAUCCACCGUUCAAUUGCCACCGUAGCUUUCGAAGAAGUCCGGUCUAAACCGGAAAAACCAUACAAUUUCACAGCUUUUAUACUUCACGGCCUAUUAGGUUCCGGUCGAAAUUGGCGAUCCUUUUCUCGCUCUCUUGCUUCCUCCCUUUCUGCAGAUGGCGUUAAUUGGAGAAUGGUAAAUGUGGAUUUGCGGAACCAUGGGAAGUCAGCUGAAAUUGAAGGCUUCGUGCCGCCACAUGAUUUGGAAAAUGCUGCAAAAGAUGUAGCUAAUUUGGUUAAUUCACAGGGUUGGGAUUGGCCUGAUGUUGUUAUUGGGCAUUCCAUGGGUGGAAAGGUCGCAUUGCAAUAUGUUGAGAGCUGUUCUCAUGGGGCAUACGGUCAAUCAGCUCGAUUGCCUAAACAGCUCUGGGUAUUGGAUUCUGUCCCUGGAAAGGUGAACCCUGAAGAUAGCGAUGGAGAAGUAGAAAAAGUUAUGAAGACACUGCAGAGCCUACCUUCACCAAUCCCAUCUCGAAAAUGGCUGGUAGAUCACAUGUUGGAACUCGGGUUUUCAAAGGCAUUAUCACAAUGGCUGGGCAGCAAUCUUGAGAAAUCAGGGGAUAGCAUGAUGUGGACUUUUAAUAUCGAAGCUGCUAUAGAGAUGUUUAAUUCUUACAGGGAGAAAGAUUAUUGGCCUUUGCUGGAGCACCCACCUAAAGGGACAGAGAUAGCGAUUGUGCGUGCUGAGAAAAGUGACAGAUGGGAUCCGGAGACUGUCCAGAAACUUGAAAGCAUUUGCUCCAAUGGAAUUGGUGAAUCUGAAGGCAAGACGUCGUGUCAUCUCCUUCCCAACUCCGGUCAUUGGGUUCAUGUCGAAAAUCCAAAGGGGCUUCUUGAAAUUAUAACUCCCAAAUUAGCUUCUCUUGUUUAGCUAGUUUCGCUUUUGGUUUUUAUGGAUCCUAAUUUAUACAUUCUUGGGACAUGCACUUUCUUUUUUUCAGAUUCAUUCUCAUGGAUCUGUUUCAUGGCAAGUGAAAGAGGACCAUAUGAGAAUUCUGUGCUUGCAUAUCCUGAUAUCCCUCCGUGUUGUUUCCUGCUUUCAAUAAUUGAAAAGUGAUGAACUCCCUAGUUGCAAGAA
Messenger RNA from Lycium ferocissimum, 1238 nucleotides. RefSeq lists its product as uncharacterized. The record is from RefSeq and is a predicted model, not a curated record. Bases 45 to 1031 code for a protein of 328 amino acids. NCBI's taxonomy places the organism in Eukaryota, Viridiplantae, Streptophyta, Magnoliopsida, Solanales, Solanaceae. The transcript is spliced from 5 exons.